This is a messenger RNA of Cuscuta campestris, 2104 nucleotides long. The record is from the annotation of a GenBank genome assembly. NCBI's taxonomy places the organism in Eukaryota, Viridiplantae, Streptophyta, Magnoliopsida, Solanales, Convolvulaceae.
AAGUCAAAACGAGAAGUUUCAACUUGGACGGAGGGAGUAUAUCUAAAUCGAAGAGAAAAAGAAUGGAUGCGGAGAGGCUAUGGGGCGAUCCUCUAGAUGUGAAUGAUGGUUUUGGAGAGUUGAAUUUUCAACGUUCGGAUCGUCACGACCGAUCGAGGUUUAAGAUAGCUUCUGUUAGAGGAGAAGACAACCUUUCCAAAUGUAUUGAGGUUAAAGAUAGCUUCAUCAGAUCGAACGGUGAAGCUGUCAGAUACUCAGAUGAGGAGACAACCUUUCCAAAUGUAUCGAGGCCUCGACAACAAUGUCUAAAAAACUCCUUCAACACUUGCUUCCAGUUCAUGAGAUCAUACAUCCACAAACCUUACGCACCUAUUACAGACGAGGAAAAUGAGAUUGGCAAACAAUAUCUUGAUACCGAAUACCCCAUUUAUUCCCAUGCCUUCAAACAUGCGCCUAUUGUCUGGGUGGGCCACCAAUUGAAUGUUUUAGACUUGCUAGGUUUUAAACUCUUGUGUUUCUACAGUACCAGUACUCAAAGCAUUCCUAAUCCUAGCAUUCAGCCCAACAACAGAUCCAGAAGUUAUGCGCUUCUCACGAGCUCGCUAGAAGAGGCGAUUUUGCGGUGGUGGUGGUGCCAAUGAUGAGGAAUGGUUUCACUCAUUCUUUCUCUGCCUAUGAACACUUCUUUUCGGGCUUUUCCUGCCUUGCUGUCCCUUUCGGUGAAUAUCUUCGCCGUGAGUACAUUUGCUCGGUACUUGGUUUUGAUGGUCAGCCUAAAGCUUUGAUUCUUGAUCCAUCUCAGAGGGUUCUUUACCAUGGCCAGCCCGAGAUGUUUACUCGGGUUGGAGGAGCUGGGGGUGGUGCUUUUCCCUUUACUCCGGAUAGAGUGGAUGCUUAUUUAUGCCAUGAACGUGGUUGGCAUGAUCACUACUCCCUCAAUGAGCUUUUGGGCCUUAGAGACACUGAUGUUCUCUACAACAUUGGAUAUUAUCACGUUGGCGGUGAUCGGUUGGAGGAGGAGGAGGAUGGUCGUCGUGGUAUUACUAUUUCAAAACUUAAAAGAAAGUUUGUGGGGAUUUAUGUGUGCUUUGAUGGUAGCAGUUUAUAUGAGCUUGAGGAGGUUUACAAGGAAUGUUGUAAACGGGGGAAAGAGUGUGAGCUUGAGAUUGUGGUGGUGGGUGUUCCCUUUGUUGGGAUGGAGCACCCAAAGUUGAUGGAGAAGUUUAUGAUUGAAGCUCUUGAGAGUGUUAAGCUGCUAGGCCGGUGGUUUUUGCCUUUCAACAACACUGUGAGCCAUAGGCUAUGUCGGAUGCGAUGUGACAGUCAGGAGGAUGGCCUUUUCAUGGUGGAUCAUGUUAGAAAGUAUGUGGAUGUAUACGGAUUUCCAGUCAUGACUGACUUUGGCGGCGUGGACGCUUAUCCCUUCAACAGGAGGAAUUUGAUCGAGGAGUUCGAAAGGAAAAUGGGACUGAGAUUGAAGUCAUUACUACUUUCCUGUUGGGAACAACAUGUAAUUAAAAGGCUGAUCAGUAAUAUGGAUGAGGAGGUUCCUUUGGCACAAGUUCUUGAGAAGAUGCCUUUUGUUGUUCUUUAUAUGUACAAAGGGGGGAAGGGAAAGGGGCAUUCAUCAAGUGUGGUGGUGGUUACGGUGAGCAUGGAUGGUAUUGAUGGUGAUACACAUUGGUUCCUUGAAAUGGGGUGGUUGGUGUGCCCUGCAGACCCAUUCAAGUCGGCCAAAAUUCGCGAUGAAUACUUCUUCCAUCGUCAAUGUAGGCCAGACGAGGUGGUUGUUUCAUUUGGCGAAGAUGGUCGGAUUCAAUCUUUGGAUGCUUCUCAUAUUAUGGAAUGUCAAGGCCCUCCUUUCCAUGCCAAUAAUCUACGCGCGGAGAUUGCCAAGGAAUUUUAUAAGGAUAAAUUUACCUAAAUAUGACUAAAACAUAAUGACUUUCCCAAUAUAGGACUAUAUGUUUUUAUUUCCCAAUGUAGGACCUUUGGUCAUUAUGAGUUAGUCAUUAUUCAACUAAAUGUCCAGCAUCACUUGGACAUUAUUCUUCUCACUAGUCAUUAUUUAGUCCUAUUUAGGGAAUAAAAAAGUUUAAGUCCU